CAAUUUUAAAUUGUAAUAUGGAUAAUCAAAACAACAAUACAAAAAAAGUAUUAAUGAUUUGCUUGGGAAAUAUUUGUAGAUCACCAAUUGCGGAAGCCGUGUUCAGGCGCAGAAUAGAGCAGUUAGGAAAAACAAAUGACUGGCUUGUAGACAGUGCAGCAGCGCUUGUCGGUGAGCAUACUGGUAAACGACCGGAUAAGAGAGCUUUAAAUAUCUUGGAAAAAAAUCAUUUUUGCUAUGAUGGAAGGGCUGGUCCCAUUACAAAAGAUGAUUUUUUCACUUUUGAUUAUAUUUUUGGAAUGGAUAAACCAAAUAUGAUUUCACUAAACAAAAUGAAACCCAAAGAAUCUAAAGCACAGUUGCUUAUGCUUGGCGAUUAUGGAUUACCAGUAGAUGAUAAAAUUAUUGUAGAUCCUUACUAUUUAAGCGGGGAAGAACCAUUUGUUAAAGUUUAUGAUCAAUGUGUAAUUGCAUGUGCAGAAUUUCUUAAACAAUUUUACAAUGCAACUUAAUAAUAGAUUACAAAAAAAGUGUGUAUAGUUUAACCCGAUAGAAAAAUUUAAAGUGCUUAAAUAGUAAAUAUUUAGUAUUUAAAUAGUUAAACAUUGAGUGUACACAAUAGCCAUAGAUAAGUUUCGUUUGCUUAUUUUCUCUAAAAAGCAUUUGGCGGUAUGGUAUUGGAAUAAGGAUUUUACUUAAAUGCAUACAUACAAAAAAAAUAUAAAAUUUGUAGAAAAUUUUGUACAAAUAAAUACCAAAAGUGGGAAAUUUGUGUUUUUCCGUGAAAUAAAAAAAGUAAGCUUGUAUGUAUUUCUGCAAUGAGUUACAUAAUUGAUUUGUGCAAAUUAAAUGUUUCACUUAUUAAAAUUUUCAUUAAAAAAAAA
Molecule: messenger RNA, 884 nt
Organism: Condylostylus longicornis
Lineage: Eukaryota; Metazoa; Arthropoda; Insecta; Diptera; Dolichopodidae
Product: low molecular weight phosphotyrosine protein phosphatase 2-like
Exons: 3
Coding region: 18-512 (164 amino acids)
Biological process (GO): protein dephosphorylation
Cellular component (GO): cytoplasm
Molecular function (GO): non-membrane spanning protein tyrosine phosphatase activity; acid phosphatase activity
Source: RefSeq, a predicted model, not a curated record